CGGAAAGAGAGAAGGGAGAGCGAAGGUGUUCUUUUUGGGAACGUGAGGAAGGGCAAGAGGAGUGUUCGUCCAAACGUGAGGAGAGAGCGGACCCCUCUUGAGAGAUCUACUAACACCCCUUCCUCCAGCAUGACAAACAUCUCAUCUGCCCAAUGGCAGGCCAUGCUGGACGCAGCGGACGAGAACGAGAAACCGUUCUUUCAAAAACUUUAUGACGAUGCCGUACAGAGGGAAACGGAGGCAGAGGCAGCAGCCAGAGCCACAAGCAUUGCUGAUCAGGUGGCCCUCCUUGCGGUUCCAGAAUCGAAUGAUGACCAGUUCCGAGAGAAGAUAGUUGCUGUCGUAGCAGCCUUGGUUCCACUGCGGACCCUGGAAGACCUUGAGUCCCGUGUGACAGCCCUGGAGCAACGAAAUCAAGAGCUGCAGGCUGAGAUAGUCAGCCUCAAACAGUCCCAACUGUCUGCCCCCCAUCCUCCUAAUCCUCGACCUGCUGCAGUCCCAGUCUCUCAACCUAACACAGUCCUCAUGACGAGAGCAAGUGGAACUGUGACGAGCGCAGGAACCGGUGCCAGCUCCUCAAGCGGCAGUGCCGACAGUUCUGCAAUGGUCAUAGUCCCAAAUGCAGGAACAUCAGCCCAAAACGCCACAGUUCUUACUGGCAUACAGUACAGCGGUCCCGUAGUGGACAAGCGGGCGGCCACUCUGCCGUCCAAGUACGACGGAAAAGGGGACAUCACCUCUUGGAUUAGCUCCAUGCGCUCAUACUUCGAGGUACUGCGAACACCACAGGAAGAUCGAAGCAUGAUCAUGGGCACAAAUACUGAGCCCGUCGUACGGAGUUUCAUAGAACUCCAAGCUGUUACAGCAGCUUAUGAGAGGAUUGACUUGACUGAGUGGCUGAAAAUAACUCCUGUACGCACUCUUGAGGACCUCCUCAUCACGCGGUACCAAGAUAAGCACGCUGCACUCAAGGCAAGGCUGAAGCUUGAGGCCUUCAAGGGCCAAACGUGGAGGACCUCGAUGCAGGCUUUGGAACAGCACUUGACUGGUCUGUUCACCACUCCAAACCUGGGAAUGACCGACGUGUCUUGCAUGAAUGUAGUCAUGGGAGUGGCCCCUAAAGAAUACCUCUCCCUGCUACGACUAAAAGACCAUACCACUUGGCGAGAGCUCAUGACGGAUCCAGUCCACCUAGAGGCCAAGGACCUCGCCAGGCGUACAAAGGCACCCGCUGCAGGUCAAAAAUCACAACGCAAGCGGUAUGGAAGCAGCAACCAGCUUGCCCUGCAUGAACAUCGGGAGGCUGAAGAUCAGUCCUACGCGGAUGAUCUGUCUCUAGAUGACGAUCUAGAGCCGGACUCCGAUAUGGGUUGUUCUACAUCAGCCAUUGAGAAACUGAAGGAGGAUCUGGUCCAACACACCGCCAAGGAUCCAGACCUUAGUCCCAUCCUUGAGCAGCUCAAGGCUGACCCUAACAGUCAGCCUGAUUUUCAUGAGUGCGAGGGUCUUGUAUUCCGCCGGUAUGGGAAGUUUGAUCGUUUGUGUGUACCCAACCAUGCGCCUCUCCGAACUCAUUUCUUGGAUUUGGCACAUGGUCGGAAUGGACACUUCGGCUUUGAGAAGACUUAUGGAAGUCUUUUGCAGCAGUUUGAUUGGUCGGGAAUGAAGGGAUCUGCUCAGAAAUUUAUUGUUGAAUGUCAAGUCUGUCAAAGAACCAAGGUCCAUUGGCAUAAGCCGUAUGGCCUGCUGAAACCCCUCCCAAUUCCUGAUGGGCCCGGUGAGUCGGUCUCUAUCGAUUUCACGGACAUGGGGAAGGUGAGCGAGGGAGGACAUUCGCAAGUCAUGGUCAUUGUGGAUCGUUUUUCCAAGUUUCUGAAUUUGAUUCCUCUACCUCCUCAUGCACCAACUGAGCUAGUGACUGGAGAAUUUCACCAGCAGUACAUUCUGCAGUAUGGACCCCCGAAAACUCUUGCGAGUGAUCGGGACACCAGGUUCAUUAGCGCAGAUUGGAAGGACUUCACUUCACAGAUCUAUCACAUUAAACUCAACAAGACUUCUGGUAGACACCCCGAAGCCAAUGGACUGGCCGAGGAAAUCAACCAGACUGUCAUUCAACUAUUGCGCGAUCUAAUUGUUCCAGAUCAUAACACAUGGGACAAGGAGUUGUACAAAGUGAAGGGGUUGUACAACAACUCCAUUCACUCCGCAACUGUCGUGACACCAAAUCAGCUACACUAUGGUUGGCAGUUGCGCAAUCCUCUCUCCUAUUUGUUCCCCGAACGGUCCCCUGGUCUGACGCCCGACAUGCCUGGCUACAAUGCCAAGUACGCACGCCUGCUCAAAGCUGCUAUCGCAGCAAUGAACAAGCGUCAGCAUGCCAUGAUCAAACAUGCUAACAAGUCGCGCAAAGAACCGAACUUUAAAGUAGGGGAUUAUGUCUGGGUCAAAAUGUCAGAGUUUUCUGAUGAAGAGGGCGUAUAACGGAAGCUUCUUCCAUUGUACUAUGGCCCUUGGUAGGUUCUGAAGGUGAUUGGGGAUGAAUUUGGUCCUUCGUAUGUGAUUGAUGUGCCUCCUCAUCUGCGCACAUAUCCGGUCUUUCAUGCAUCCAAACUAUUUCCACACAUCAAUGAUGAAACUUUUCCCUUUUGAGAUCCUAUGAUACCUUGUCCUAUCGACGACGCUCAUGAGAUAGACAGAAUCGUUUCCCAUGAAGGCAGAGGGAGGAACAAACAGUAUAAGAUUCG
Messenger RNA from Chara braunii, 2744 nucleotides. The record is from the annotation of a GenBank genome assembly. Lineage: Eukaryota; Viridiplantae; Streptophyta; Charophyceae; Charales; Characeae.